ACAAGGUAGUUUGGUUCCCCUCUGUAAAAAGUUGGUCAGUUCGAACGUACGUAAAGUGAGUACUGGACGCUCGAUGAUGAGUUCGUUGUCACAGUUCCUGUUUAUUUACAUCUUUGUGGCUUUAACUUUAGUUUAUGCACAAAAGAUAGCUUCUACAGGAUCCUGUCGGACGCAGAAUGCAAUGCGCGGAAGUUGUGUACCCAUCGAUUCAUGCCCAACACUAUACAAAUUAGCGUACAGUUCGUUCAUUUCGGUGGACGAUGAGCGAUUCUUGGCGGCUAGUAUCUGCGGAAAGAGAAUGGUUUGCUGUGAGAAUCCCUCGGAUGCGCAGCCACCAGCAUCAUCUCCAGAUCCUGUUUUUUCAGUUAAGACUACUGACGAAACUCCUCCAACAAGGAUGGCUUUACCGGACACUACCGUUUGUGGCAUUGAUAAUUUGGGGGAUCGAAUUCUUAAUGGAGAGCCGACUGGUAUAGAUCAGUUUCGAUGGACAGUUGCCCUGGAGUAUAACACGAAUGGCUCCCGAGAGGUGCGAUGUGGUGGGACACUGAUCAAUACGCGCUAUGUUAUCACCGCUGCUCAUUGCGUGAGAACACUGAUGCCGGAAGAAUUGGUACUGCGUCUUGGAGAAUGGAAUCUGAACACCGACCCAGACUGUGACGAGUAUGAUAAUUGCAACGAUCCUGUUGUGUUCGCAAAUGUUGAAAGAAUUAUUCUUCAUGAACAAUAUGUAUCUCGCAGAAACGAUAUUGCGCUUUUAAAACUAAAGACGGCGAUUCCAAAGAAUUACACAGAUUUUAUUCUUCCUAUUUGUUUGCCUUCUUCUGGUACACUUUUGCGGAAUUCAUUCAGCAAUACCAAUGUUAGCGUCGUAGGAUGGGGAGCUACAGAGACGGGUAGAAGCAGUCCCUUCAAAUUGUACGCCAAUCUCAACACAAUAGAUCCUGAAAUAUGCGACGAAGAACUAAAAUUUUUCUAUAGUCGUGUUAAACUGAACAAAGGACACAUUUGCGCAAGAUCACCUGAAGGAAUUAUUCGUGAUUCUUGCGAAGGAGAUUCAGGGGGUCCGUUAAUGGCCAGUGUGAACGGUCAUUGGUAUCUGGUAGGAAUCGUUAGCUUUGGACCGCCGUGCGGAAGGACGACAUUACCAGCAGUUUACACGAGGGUCACUAAUUACAUGGAUUGGAUUCUUGACAAUUUGCUCGAAUAGUGCAAACAUUACAAUGCUACAUAUGAUGUAUACAAAUUCGAAUGAAGUGAAAUAAAAAUUAUCAAACAGAUUA
This is a messenger RNA of Toxorhynchites rutilus septentrionalis, 1283 nucleotides long. RefSeq names its product melanization protease 1-like. Bases 74 to 1210 code for a protein of 378 amino acids. Lineage: Eukaryota; Metazoa; Arthropoda; Insecta; Diptera; Culicidae. Gene Ontology annotation, biological process: proteolysis. The transcript has 5 exons. The record is from RefSeq and is a predicted model, not a curated record. Gene Ontology annotation, molecular function: serine-type endopeptidase activity.